Molecule: messenger RNA, 486 nt
Organism: Darwinula stevensoni
Lineage: Eukaryota; Metazoa; Arthropoda; Ostracoda; Podocopida; Darwinulidae
Source: the annotation of a GenBank genome assembly
AUGAUUCUCUACAGAGAACCGACAGACACCUUCCUGCGGACAGACCGUGAGCCUUUCACCAGGACAGUCCUCCCCUCUCAUCAGUGCCAACUACCCCCAAAGUUAUCCGACAUAUCAUUUUUGCAACUGGCAGUUCUCGUGCCCAGUGAGCAUGACGCUGCAAUGCUCCUCGUUCCGACUAUCAUCGUCCUGUGCACAGUCUCCCUUCUACUACAACAGCAUAAUUGUCUGUGGGUCUUCAACGGUACUUCUGAGCCCGCAGAAUGUCGGAAGCAGUCUGAGAAUUUUGUUUUACAGUAUUGGGACAAGUGGACCAGGAUUCUCAUGCUCUGUUACGUGCGGCACGGGCACAAAUACGACUUCUACUACCGCUCGUCCACCAUCCACGACACGCCCACCAUCUACGACACGUCCACCAUCCACGACACGUCCACCAUCUACCACUACACUCCGACCGUCUACUUCGGCUUCACCGUCUUGCGGUAA